AGUCGCCGAUAUCUUUCCGCAAAAUCCCCCGCGCACGCCCCCGUUCCGAAUUCCCCGGCUCCGAGCAAAGAUAAAUAUCGACCUCAGCCUUUGUCCGAGUCCUCCCUCCCAACAACUCCAUCCUCCCUCCCAACAACUUCAAACUACCUCACAUUGCUUUCUUGUCUGUUACGUGUGUGCUUCGAAGACAGACUUCAAGGGACGGGCACCUUACCAUGAGCACACUAUUCAGCGCUGAACCUCAAGAAGGCGAAUCUGUCGAUCAGGCCGUGCAGAUAUUGACCGAUCAAGGAUUUUCGGAACAAGAGAUUCAUCUUUGGAUUUCUUCUUUUGAACAACAUGAAUCAAAUGCCUUGAGUCAUGACGAGACGAGAUUCGAAGAGCACGAUUUCUCCCCGGAUAAGAAGCAACCUUGCUUACCCCGGUCUGAAAACAAGCAGGAUGAAGUAGAACAGAUUGCAGUGGAAACGCUUAAAAAGAAAUGCACCAAAUGGACCGCAGAAGAGCAUUUGAAGUUUGUCAAGGCGUUGGAUAUCUUCCUCCCAUCUUAUGACAGUAUUGGGCGCAUAAAUUGCAAUACUGGACAGGUCUGUGUUGGAUUGGGUGUGGGUGUUGCUGCAAAGAUUGCUAGCUAUAUUGGAACUCGCACGGCUGUGCAGGUCCGAUCCCAUGCGCAAAAAUACUUUCUUCGUGCAAACAAGCUGUGUUGGUCUACAUAAUUGUAACAUCGCAGCUCUCGUUUCAAAAUUUUCAUUGUCUUCUGCUGUUCUGUUUAGAUGUUGAGUGUUAUUAAUGACUUGAUUACAAGUCUCGUCUCUACUCGAGAAGGGGCUUGCAUCCGACUAUCAAGCCGGUUCGACCGAGAAGUCAACAAGGAUAGGACCCAUCACAGCUCCCCCAUGAGAGAGCUUUGCAUACUUGUUGUCUCCCUAUCUUUCCAUGCAACAUUCAAUCUGUGCCGCCAUUUCUUGUAGCUCAUCACAACUUCAACGACUCCAAGAUCUCUCUGUUCACUCACAGUAAAGGCGGAU
Messenger RNA from Guillardia theta CCMP2712, 1031 nucleotides. RefSeq lists its product as hypothetical. The record is from RefSeq and is a predicted model, not a curated record. The transcript has 2 exons. The coding region runs from base 216 to 719 and encodes 167 amino acids. Lineage: Eukaryota; Cryptophyceae; Pyrenomonadales; Geminigeraceae.